Phragmites australis (common reed) is the source of this 1435-nucleotide messenger RNA. Its product is annotated as oleoyl-acyl carrier protein thioesterase 1, chloroplastic-like. Gene Ontology annotation, biological process: fatty acid biosynthetic process. The coding region runs from base 185 to 1240 and encodes 351 amino acids. NCBI's taxonomy places the organism in Eukaryota, Viridiplantae, Streptophyta, Magnoliopsida, Poales, Poaceae. The transcript is spliced from 7 exons. Gene Ontology annotation, molecular function: fatty acyl-[ACP] hydrolase activity; acyl carrier activity. The record is from RefSeq and is a predicted model, not a curated record.
GUCGUCUCGUCUCGUCCUCGUUCCUAUCGCCCCGUGCGCCCAGCCCACCGCCCGCUCCCCUGGAUAAAUCCACUCGUGCUGUGCCAGCCGCGCCACCGCCCCACGCCGCGCGCCGUCCAUAUAAACCCCACCCUGGCGGCGGCGGCGGCCGGCCCACGAAUCUUGACCCGAAGCCCACGCCCCCAUGCUGCGCUGCCACACGCCGCCGCAAUGCCGCCGCGCGCCGCUCCGCGGAGGGCGGGAGCCGCGUCAAGCGGCGCCGGGGCUGGUGCGGUGCGCGCGGUGGGCGCAGCAGGUGCCCGGGAUCGAGGCAUCGCCGGCGCACGCGGAGGCUAAGGCGGAGAGGCCGACCCUGGCGGAGCGGCUGCGGCUGGGGAGCCUCCUGGAGGGUGGGCUGUCCUAUAAGGAGAGCUUCAUCGUGCGCUGCUACGAGGUGGGCAUCAACAAGACGGCCACCGUCGAGACUAUCGCUAACCUCCUCCAGGAGGUGGGAUGUAACCAUGCACAAAGUGUUGGGUUCUCCACUGAUGGUUUCGCCACGACCACAACAAUGAGAAAACUCGGACUUAUUUGGGUGACGAACCGAAUGCACAUUGAGAUCUACAAGUACCCAGCUUGGGGUGAUGUUGUUGAGAUUGAAACGUGGUGCCAAGAAGAUGGAAGGAUCGGUACUCGUCGUGAUUGGAUCCUUAAGGACUUGGCUAAUGGUGAAGUUAUUGGCAGAGCUACUAGCAAGUGGGUCAUGAUGAACCAAAAUACACGCAGACUUCAGCGAGUCAGUGAUGAAGUGAGGGAUGAGGUGUUUAUACAUUGUCCAAAGACUCCAAGAUUAGCAUUUCCAGAGGAAAAUAAUGACAGUUUGAAGAAGAUUCCAAUCCUUUCAGAUCCUGCACAAUACUCAAGACUAGGGCUAGUGCCAAGAAGAGCUGAUCUGGACAUGAACCAGCAUGUCAAUAAUGUUACUUACAUUGGUUGGAUCCUUGAAAGCAUACCUCAAGAUAUAAUUGAUACGCAUGAGUUGCAAACGAUCACUCUCGACUACAGAAGAGAAUGCCAACAUGAUGACAUAGUUGAUUCGCUUACUUACAUAGAGGAAGGAGAGGAGAAAAGUACGAACGGUUCUGCUUUCGCAGCGCCGCACAAAGAAGAGCAACAGCAGUUCCUGCACUGCUUGAGAUUCGCGGGGACUGGGGAUGAGAUCAACCGUGGCCGGACCGUGUGGAGGAAGCUAGCUAGAUAAAAUGGCCUUGAUCAAUUGUAUCAAUUGUAUUCUGCUCUCCUUUGUUUCACCAUUUUGCUUUUUUCACGGUUGGCCGAGCAUCCUUUGAGAAUCGAUGGUACCACAAUUUUGUGAUGAAUUUGUGACAUGUAACAUGCCAAUUUGUGACAUUCGUUGGAUCUCAGCUGGAAUUGUAACUGCUGCCCGUUUUGUACU